UUUCACCCGAAGUGUAAGACUCUAUCCACAGCAACCUGAGUAAGCCAGUCGUACUGGGAAAGGCAGAACUUACUCCAAAGUAUAUGUUCUUUCAACAUGGAUGCUCCCGAAAACUCAGAUGAAGCAUGGUCCGUGCUGUCCUGGAUAGCUUCGAGUUUUAUUAUAUUUGGUGGGGCUAUUCCAUAUAUUCCACAAUAUCAGGAAAUUAAAAGAACUUCUAAUGCGGAUGGAUUUUCUACCUGGGUGUGCUUCGUGUUAAUAGUAGCUAAUAUUUUUAGAAUAUUGUUUUGGUUUGGGAAAUAUUUUGAAUUUCCCCUUCUCCUACAGAGCAUACUGAUGAUCAUCACAAUGCUAACUAUGUUAAAUCUAUGUUGUUCUGUGCAGACAUUGAACAGGGUUGCUACCAGGCAGUACAAUUUCACAGAUUUAAGUCUCCAGUAUUUUUGGAAGUGGAGUCGAUUUGAGGAUUAUGUACAGUUCUGUUUUGUCUUGGCCACCUCAGGCUUCAUUAUCACUUAUGUUUACCUUGAUACCUCUUUUUAUGUGGAAGGAAUUGGAAUGGUGGCCCUUUUAACUGAAGCCAUGCUUGGGGUACCUCAGUUUCUGCAGAAUUACAAGAACUGCUCUACUCGAGGAAUGAGUGUGAAGAUGGUCUUGAUGUGGACAGCGGGAGACCUCCUGAAGACUUGUUAUUUUAUAAUUAAAGAUACCCCUCUUCAGUUCUGGCUGUGUGGAAUGUUACAAGUCUGCUUCGACAUAGCUAUCCUUUUUCAGGUUUAUUAUUAUAACCAGAAACCACAUCCCAAGUAUGGCUAACAUAAUAACCAAUGCAUUUCUUCUUUGUGAUAUCACUGUUACACUUUAAACCAGAAACUUGAAAACAUCAUAAAGGUCAAAAACUAUGUUUUAUAUCAAAUUACAUUUUCAUAAAGUAUAACUUAUUAAUUAUCCAAACCAUUUUAAAUGUACUUUUAGAGAGCUUAGUUCUUUUAAAUGAUACUAAAGACAAAAAGGCACCUUAUGGUGUAUCUUAGUUCUUUUGUCUGAAAUGGUUGCAUAGGGUCAUGUUUGCUGUCAAUAACAGGCUGCAAAGGAAAUCUCACUUAUAUGCAGAAACAAUGUAUGCCAGUUCAUCCUUUAAAGAGUUUAUACUCUCUGCAUCAAGAGCAAUAACUGAGAUGAUGUAGCCUUUAGCCUACGAAAACUCUUAUAUUUAUUCAGGAUUUAAAUAUUAGAUUAUUCAGUUCCACAUUACUUGGGGCUUAUGAAAAAUUGUAAAGUGCACAAAAGGACUUUUGGGUGUAAUGCAUUUUCUUCUGUAUUUUUUCUUAAUAAUCUUAAAACAGAACAUCAAAACAUUGAAAAAAUAGCUUGUUAAUAGGCCAGCAAUUUAUUUUUGCAUAGAUUAAAAUUGCAGGAAGUCUGAAUAUUUGAUAUAUAAAUUAAAACUUGGCCAGAAAUUUCUGCCUCACUAUUAUAUUCAGUGUGUAAUAAACAAGGCCUAGAUUACAAGUGGAGUGCAAUGAUUACCAUGAAAAGCACAAACACGAUUGCUUCAUAGUGAUAUUUUUACUACUAGAACCAUUAUUAUAAGUCACAUCUGAAAAAAAUAGCACAAACUUGCAGUAACUAUACUUUCAAUGACAAACUGAAAGAGGAAACUCACGCUCGUAUUACAAAUUCAUGGCUAUUCCUUGUACUCAUGUGAUAAUCACUGGAGAUGUUAACCAAAGUGAAAAGUUCUGGUAAUGUGAUUGUGAAUGCUCAUAAAGGAAUUCAAAAUCUACAAAA
This is a messenger RNA of Bombina bombina (fire-bellied toad), 1791 nucleotides long. Its product is annotated as solute carrier family 66 member 2. Bases 97 to 816 code for a protein of 239 amino acids. Gene Ontology annotation, cellular component: endosome; trans-Golgi network. NCBI's taxonomy places the organism in Eukaryota, Metazoa, Chordata, Amphibia, Anura, Bombinatoridae. Gene Ontology annotation, biological process: phospholipid translocation; retrograde transport, endosome to Golgi. The transcript has 5 exons. The record is from RefSeq and is a predicted model, not a curated record.